CCGGGUGGUCUUCGCUCUUUUUUAGCCGUUUUCAUUCUCUCUCUCUCUCUCUCUCUCUCUCUCUCUCUCUCGAUGCUUUCUUUUACUUUCAGAUUCUGAUAAUGAUAAGCCAUCAUCUUUAAUGGCGUCGGAUCUCUCUUUCGGUUCCACUGUUUGAACUCCGUUCACUAUAUCCCUUCUGCAACCCCACUGUCUGGCGCCUCGACGAUCUUAAUCUUAUAAAUAUUCGAAGUCUCCGGUUGUUUGGGAAGAUCAAACGUUCGAGUUAGGUUUUUAUUGCGAUCAACUAAUGCUCUGCGGCCUGUAAGUGAAGAUCACCCCCAAGCUUAGACAAUGAAGCCAGGAAAUUCUUCUUUGAAUCCAUAUGCAGUAUCUUACAUACCUCUCUCCAAACGAGUGGAAACUGGUGAUGGAACUUCCUGGUCUGGAGCUCCAUCUGAGAACCAUCAAGUGACUAAACAGAACAAAGUACAAGGAGAAGCUUCUCUUGACUUCAGCAUCCAUGGCAUUGAAAAACUACUCGAUUCCGAGGAUGGAACACAGAAGGGAACUCAUGAUUCAUGGUCACGGAAUCUAAAUGGCAAGACAGAAAAACAGGGAACUCAGGAAGAUUCUGAGAUCGAUCUGGCAUAUCUUAGCGCUAUGUUUCCUGGUAUAUCUGAUCAGUCACUUGCCGAUGUCUAUUCUGUAAAUGAGGGCGACCUGGAUGCAUCAGUUGAUAUGCUGCAUCAACUUGAGGUCUAUCCUGCAGACGUUUCUCAACGUCUUCCAGACUCCUUGGACGUUGGUGAUGUGUCAGGGAUUGAGUAUUCAUCCGAAGGCACAUCUGUGAGACCAAAUCAAACCACCCCUGGUGAAGCUAGUGGGUCUUUGUCUUCUUCAUUGAAAUCAGCCUCUUGACUUGUGCUCCAACAGCCUGCAGUGUGAGAAAGUUGGGAAAAGAAGAUUGAUGUCUGCUUUUUUGUGGAUUGUGUGGUGAGAAGUAAAAAAGCUUGGAGAGGGGGUAUUCUUUCCUCUGCUGAACUGAUAGAUAUCGACCUUGGUACAUGUUAUAAUUUUAGUUGCUGUGUUCAUUA
Macadamia integrifolia is the source of this 1076-nucleotide messenger RNA. Its product is annotated as polyadenylate-binding protein-interacting protein 5-like. Gene Ontology annotation, molecular function: ubiquitin binding. The transcript is spliced from 3 exons. The coding region runs from base 334 to 900 and encodes 188 amino acids. The record is from RefSeq and is a predicted model, not a curated record. Lineage: Eukaryota; Viridiplantae; Streptophyta; Magnoliopsida; Proteales; Proteaceae.